AUGGUUUUGUCCGACAGCGUCCCUGUCCGGGAUGGCUGGCGGGUGAUGCCCACGGAAAAGCCGUAUCAGACGCUCGUCGACGAUCUGAAGUCGGCCAUCAAGGCGGAAAAGAUGCUUCUGGUCACCCAGGCUAGCGCUUCCGGUGGCGCGAAGGGCCGCAGUCUUACGAUCCCGGGCAACAGGGUGAUGGGUGUCUAUCGCAAUGAUUAUGCGAUCAGAAUGCUCGAAGCUUCCGUUGCCGCCGGUAUUGAAGCACCGAUACGAUUUUACGUGACGGAGAACAGUGAUGGCACGGCAACCCUGUCAUGGAAAACGCCCGGCUUCGUUUUCGCGCCUUACAUGGAGGAGGGGGGCGAAGCGCUCCGCGAACUCGCGGCAGAGCUCGAUGGUGUUUUCCGGACCAUCGCUGAAAACGCUGUUGCAUCACGGUAA
Effrenium voratum is the source of this 432-nucleotide messenger RNA. Lineage: Eukaryota; Dinophyceae; Suessiales; Symbiodiniaceae. The record is from the annotation of a GenBank genome assembly.